AUGGGGAAAAAGAAGAGCAAUAAAGCUAAGGAAGUCAAAGAGUUUGUUAUGGAAGGUCUUAAGGAGAUUGCUGAAGAAUGGAAGGAAAAUGGGUUGGAGAAGAUCUCUGCAAAUAUUCAUGAUCUCUACUUUCUUCAAUUCAAGAAUGGGUCGAAUUUGGAUGAAAUUCUGGAACAUGGGCAUACAUAUAUUGGAUCCCACUGUAUGAAGUUGGAAAAAUGGUCUGAAGAUUUGAAUCUGUUAAGUAAACCUAAGGAGAUAGUACAGAUAUGGUUCAAGCUUUGGAAUAUCCAUGUACACAUGUACAAAGUAGAAGUCAUUAGUCAUUUUACAAGAUUAUUGGGAAAAUCAUUAUAUAUUGACCCAAUAACAGAAGGAGGAGAGCAUUUAUCCUUUGCUAGAAUUAGCAUAAAGGUGAAUCCUAGUAGCACAUUAACGAAUAAUAUGACAGUGGUCGGCAAGAAAGGAAAAUCUAAUAUCAUGGGAAUCACUUAUGAAUGGAGACCGGACAGGUGUGCAUUCUGCAAUACUUUCCAACAUGCCAACACGAAAUGUGCUCAAUCUAUGAAAGAUGAGCAGAAGAUACUGAAAGACCAAGAAGCAAAAAAUCAGGAAAAAGAAAUAAGGGAGUCGGAAAGCAAAGAGAAAAAUGUGGAGAAAGAGAAAGAAGAAGAAACCAAGGAGGACUCUGAAAAUGAAGAAAGUAAUGACAUUGAAGAAAAGAUAUUAAGGGGGUUUCUAUUGAAGAAAAGAAUAAAGGUAGCAAUGAAACAGAAAAUGAAGAAGAUGAAAGAAGUUGAUUUUCAAACAAUUCAAGCUGUAAUACAUGAAACCAUUGAGGAGAAUACUCAGAAUAAUCAAGCUGAAGUAGAUGUUACCAAGGUUGUCGUAGAGGAUACCAUAGAUGAAGCUGAAGGAAGCAAAGACAAGAAUCCUAAGACUGAUCUAGAAAUUCAAGUUGAGAACAAGAGUUUAUCGUAUGCUGAUAACAAUAGUCAGACCCUAGUCUCUAUUGGCAACACUGAUCCUAAUAAGUGGUAUUAG
Molecule: messenger RNA, 1044 nt
Organism: Impatiens glandulifera
Lineage: Eukaryota; Viridiplantae; Streptophyta; Magnoliopsida; Ericales; Balsaminaceae
Exons: 3
Coding region: 1-1044 (347 amino acids)
Source: RefSeq, a predicted model, not a curated record